AUGGCAAGCCAUCCAGCUCUUCUCUCCUGGCCUUCACUGAGCACCUUCCGCCGUUCUCAUCGGGCAUAUUAUUACACAAUAUUGGCUAUUCUAUUGUUGUUCAUCCUGCGCAGCAUUUCAACUCACAGGCAAGAAGACCAUUGGUUAUAUCCCUCUUUUAAUUCAUCGCCUGAUGUAGAACAUUCAAGGUUACCCGUCAUCCGCCCGGGAGAUAUAACAGCUAGUAGCCCGCGCGAAGUGAGGCCCCAAGAUGAUACUGCGCCGGUUGCCCGUGAACCUAUUAGGCUUGGGACAUUGCGUGACGUCCGAGAAGAGAAUUUCUAUCGCGGUGGAACCUUGACAUUAACACAUGGAGAUGAUGAUGGCCCUUUCAUUUAUGAUCCGUAUCCAGACUACAACGGAGAUGAGUGGCGCAAGGUGUCUUUAGGGAGCUUCCAGGCGUGUGCGGGCCCUCGGGGAAGGCUUCUGAGUCGCUCGAGCGCGGAUGACAUGGUAUCUGUGUAUCCUGGUAUUCCAGAUAAAUUCCCUCCUCCAUUGCUUGGCUCGUAUGCGGCAACGGGCCUUGAUGCGUAUGUCUGUACUGAUCGCUUCUCUCGAUUGCGUACAUACGGCUACGAUAACUAUACCAAUUACCCUGUCUCCGCCUCUAAGGGUCCAAUACAAACCAAUUGGAAUGAGGUAAAUUGGGGGUCACUCCAAACACAAUGCUUAGAGAGAAAUGCCGGCCGAUACACCGAAAGCCAAACCCAACCACGUCCCAUCAAGCACAGCCUUCCAGCUAGCCCCAUCUCUCGCUCUCCUACAAUGAAUGUCCGCCGGGGAAGGUAUAAGACCCCACCGCCUGUCCCACAACAUAAACAAAGAUCUGCGGUCAUUCUACGCGCAUGGCAUGACAUGGAAUGGACCGACAACCUCAAGCAGAGUGUUCGGUCUCUGGUCAUGGAACUAUCAUUACACUCUGGUGCUGAAUAUGAAGUAUUCAUCUUAUGCCAUGUGAAAGACGCGAGCAUCCCAAUUAAUACAGAUGAUACGGAGGCAAUGCGAAAUCUCAAGUCUCGCUUCGUUCCACGCGAGUUCCAAGAAAUUACUGUCCUUUUUAAUGACAAGAUGUUGGAGUCAUGGUACCCCGACGUCAAUGAGCAUAGCACGGUACUCCAAUACUGGCAACCAGUUCAAAUUUUCUCUCAAUUAUUCCAAGACUUUGAUUAUUACUGGCAAUUAGAAAUGGAUUCUAAAUUCACCGGUCAUGCCUACCACUUCCUUGAGAAAUCCGCAGAAUUCGCAAAAAGACAGGCACGAAGAUACCUUUGGGAGCGGAAUGCAUACUUCUAUAUCCCAGGGACACAUGGGACCUGGCGAGACUUUACAAGGAUGGUCGGCUCCACUCUGAAGGGGCGCGAAAGUGUCUGGGGACCUAAGGGCAUCCCUCCACAACUGACACCGGUAGGCCUGACCCUCUCUCUCUCUCAAAUGAUGCCCGUAGGACUAACGCUCGCUCAGAUGACGCCGGUAGGCCCGAAGCCUCCCGUUAAAUCCCCAGAAGAGGACAAAUAUGAAUGGGGUGUCGGCGAAGAAGCAGAUCUUAUCACCUUUUUACCAAUGUUCGACCCUACCGACACGCAGUGGACAUUCGUUAGUACACUAUGGGGGCUUUCAGGAGAUGUUCCACGUCGCGCAUCGCCUGUUGCUAUAGGACGGGUAUCGAAAAAGUUGGUGCAGCAAAUGCACGAGAUAAACCAACGGGGCAUCGGCUUAGCUUCUGAGAUGACAGCUCCUUCGCUAGCACUCUGGCAUGGGCUUAAAGCCGUGCAUGUGCCCCAUCCUAUUUAUGUUGACGGGAAAUGGUCAUCAAAGGAGCUUGGUCGAAUUUUAAACCCUGGUCAACCCGAGAAAAUCAACGGUGGCGAUGAUAGUGCAUGGAACUGGAAUCACCAAUGGGAUCAUAUCUUGUAUCGGUUCUCUUACAUGUUCACAACACAGACUGCGGAAGACCUUUAUCGGAGAUGGUUGGGCUACAAGAUUGAUCCUAACCAAUUUGCUGAUGGAAGCUAUCACCUAGAUUCUCAAGGUUUGAACUGGUUCGAGAGCGGCGACUUGCGAGAAGAUUUGUAUGGCCCACUGUGUUUUCCAUCUAUGCUACUGCACACGGUCAAGAACACAGAGGAAAAAAAGGGAUCAGGAAUGGCAGUUCCAGUCUAA
Messenger RNA from Penicillium crustosum, 2199 nucleotides. RefSeq names its product DUF3405 domain-containing protein. Bases 1 to 2199 code for a protein of 732 amino acids. The record is from RefSeq and is a predicted model, not a curated record. Lineage: Eukaryota; Fungi; Ascomycota; Eurotiomycetes; Eurotiales; Aspergillaceae. The transcript has 6 exons.